AUGUACGAACAAUACAGAGGCUCUGCAUGGCAGAAAAGUAGAGAAAAUACCAAGCUUACAUUGCAGACUGACCGCACGUCUACAGAACAAACUGACGUGAAGGGCCUAGCAACAACAGUCACUCGAUAG
Messenger RNA from Paraglomus brasilianum, 129 nucleotides. The record is from the annotation of a GenBank genome assembly. NCBI's taxonomy places the organism in Eukaryota, Fungi, Glomeromycota, Glomeromycetes, Paraglomerales, Paraglomeraceae.